UCUACACUGGUCGCCAGCCUCUUUAACCUCCCAGAGGCAAGGAAGAACUUUUAAUCACUGAUAAUCCUUUUGUUUCAGGUUUCGCUGCUGCCGUCGGAUCACCGCCUUCCCUCAGGAUCGUCUCAUCGCCUGUCGUCGGAUCACCGCCUCACCCAGGAUCGUCGCAGUUCACAGGAUAUCACCAGGUAAGUAUCUUUUCAACUAAUUUAUUUUCACUGAACGUAGUCUAAUUCCCUUUCUUUAUUUUCAGAUUCAACAGGAAUAUACGAAUCAGGAUUUCGUGCAAGAACGUAGCAGGUUAAUCACGAAAGUUUGAAACAAUGUUUUUGUUUGUAACACACAAUAAAAUUUAUUGAAAAACUUAACCACUAUAACAGUCUUCCGUCCGCGUCGCUUCACUUCACAUUCGUGUUCGGAUGUUCGUUAAUAUGUCUCUCUGUGUGUAUCACAAAUCUCCCGAACGCGACGCUUAUUCACAGUUUUGUCCGGUGUGUAACUUAACGCGAGGAAUAUCUUGGAUCGCUCACGUAACGUCGCCUACUCGCAUUCAGCGACCUUUGGUAUUUCGCGUACAAACGCGAGGUUAUGUUUCACGUCGCUCGCUUCGCUUUUUAAUGUCUCGCGCACUUACAUUCGACAGCGUCGACUUCGCGAAUCGUGAAUCAAUUACGCCCUUGGUAACGCGGCGCGUCGCCCGCGGAACGGUGUAGCACUCGUUGUUUUGCGCGCACAACUUACACGCCCGAGUCGCGUACAAAAUCGCGGGAAUCUCUCGUAACACACGACGAUGUGUUCGCGUUGAGAGAAUCACGAAAAAUCGUUGGUGGGAGCACGCGUCGCACGGUUUUAUUCACGCAGUCUCCCCGCUCGACUCCCUCCGCCAAUGAGAGAGUUUCGUUCGCUCGCUCGCUCUGCUCGACCAAUCCCGCUGCAGCGUCGUUCCCUCCGUGGUCUUCGUCGAAUAGGAACUCGCCCCCCUGCUGGUAUCGAUCGCUUAGCUGGUCUGGCCAAUCCUCGGAGACGUGCCUGUCUUCGCUCCCCUCCACUCGGAAUUGAGCCAAUGGUAUCAUUCGAGCUGUGUCGCUCGAGCUGCGAGUACGAGAGCAGUUCGUGGCACUGAAAAGUGCCGAUAUCUUCGUAUCGAUUAUAUAUUUAUGUAUGUGCACCGCUUAUGUGCACCAGGUGCACUUUCAGUGGCACCGGAUUUAUUAUUUGCUUUAAACUAACUUACUAUCUAAAUAAAAGUCUUUAUAAAAAUAUAAAAUAUAUAUAUAUGCUUAUACAUGCCAAAACGCAAAUGAGAUAAUGACUGGUUACGCAACUGCGCAGCACAUGCACAACGCGUACGUUAACAAAAGAAAUAUUUAAGCGUAACAGAAUAAUUAAUAAGGUAAGUAAAAAUACUCUUGCAUGCGUAUAACAAGCCUUGGCAUGAUUCGUCCCAGUGUGUAGAUUAUUAUUACUAGGAAUUAUAAGAAUAUUAAUAUCAAAAAAUUAUAGAAUAACGAAUAAGUUGCGCUACUCGCAUUCGCGCUUAAUCUGACGUUUACGCAGUAACUAUUACUAUGUCGCGUAUCACGUAUUUCGCUUACUUGAAACGAAUUUAAACUUUGAUGACGUUCCACACGCCCUUUGUCAAACAAAAGAAAUAAUAAACUUUUUAAACUUAUCAGAAGAUAAAACUGAAAUUUUAUAAAAUAAAUGAAUUUAAAAAAUUUAAUAUAUAACGCGUUAAUUCCGCGUAUUUCGCGCUUCGUUGAACGCUUAUCGCUUCUUAGAACGCUCGUGCAACCUUUCCAACCUGAUUGCAGGUCUUCUCGUCUCCGCCCGAUCAGCUGAGCUGCUAGCUGCACCGGUUGCUGCACUCGUAACGUCCUUCUGCGCGCUCGUGGAUGGCGUCGGGGAAGAUUCCUUUCGACCACCUCCUGGAGGCGGUUUCAAGGUUAGGUUGUCACCGGGGAAUCGAUGGGGUAAAGAACUUACUUUGGAAAUUUACGAACUCACUAACCUUUGAUCGAUGUUAUUAUGUCUCUGUACGGUCGCCAGCUCCUUUAUCCUUUCAAGAAGCAAGGUGUAGUCGCAGGGACGUUCCUUUGUGUUCCCCGCUGGUUCCAGGCUGGUUGUCCCAAUCGUGGGUCAGGAUGGUAAUGUACCUUCACCUCCCAGGUUCCACGUAACCUAGUUUGCUUAUUUAGCUCGGAUUGUGCCUAGGCUCUUUCUAACUUAUUUCUCUUUUUUAUUUUCAGGUGCUGAUGUCCCCCAGGUUCCGGAUCACCGCUGGAUCGCUGCUGCUCUACAGGAUCGGUCGUCAGGUAAGUAUUUAGGGUAUGUUGACUCUACGUCUCCCGUUGUUAAAGAACAGAUCUAUUGUCAGGUCUCCCAGGGAUCACUCGUCGGAUUCAGGAACAUCAAACACGGGUAAGUAAAUCACUGUUUCUUUGGUUAAUAAAUUAACAAAAGAUUUAUUUUCUUUGAUUCACAAUGUUCCGGUCGCGAUGCUUUAAUUCACACUCGUUUACGGGUAAACUAAAACUAACGCGUUUGCUUCGCAUAAAAUAUAAUUAUCAAUAUUCGUUAAACAAUGUGUUAUAACUUAAUACACAAGGCCUACUAGCAUUCGGCCAGUCGAAAUAAACCAUUUAUAACGCGAAGAGAGUUGUCACGCACUCCGCGGAACUUUCGCGAAAAGUUCCCCUACUCGCAUUCGGGUAAACCUUUGAUAUCGUUAAAACGUAACGUGGAUGUUGCCUCGAUGAAAGACAAGGCGCGAAAAGCUCAAGAGGCUUUGCAGAGCCCCGUUUUAUACUCCCGGCGUAUGCGCAUUCCCUCCAUGCUGUCGCCAGCCAAUCGGGUUCGCGGGCGUGGUUUGGGUGUUCGGCACCCGCAGAGUACUCGAUACCCCCACCUUGUGCCCAUUCUAGGCCUCUAGCGCCAUCUGGCGAAGUUUGGCAAAACUGCACUUUUAAGUGCCACCUGUUGAUUUUAGGUGCAAUUUGUCAAACUUGACCUUUUGUUAUGAAAUUAUGUAGGAUGGUAAUUUGCGCUUGUCUUUGCUUAUUUCUACGCAAAAUCUAAACAUAAAUGUUAUAAUUAAGGUUUUAGGUUAGUUUAAUUAACUAUAAAGGUAAGUAUAUAAAUAUAUAUAAAGUUAGCAUCUAGAGUUAGAAUAUAAGGUACAUGCGCAUCGUAAUGCCUAAACUAAACGAUAUAAGUAUUUAAACUAAAUUUUAUUAAGUAAUAUUAUUAAGGUAGGUUCACACUAUUUUUUAUUAAGGUUACAAAGGUAAUUAUUAUAUGUGGUUAUCUUAUUACUAAACUGAUUAUAAAGUAAAUAUCACACGAACAAUAAAACUAUUAAAUAUGAACUAUAAGGGGUGUGUUCCGAUGAAGCUCCGUCAGUUUUAGGUAGUUAGGUUGGUACUGCUUAACUGACGGAACUACCGGAAAAUCGUUCCGCAUCAGCCCGUUUAGUGAAAUCUCGAAUAUUCCGAAUAACCUAAUCUAACCUAAAACUAGCCUCAUUUACUUGUUGAUCAGUUCUUUUUGUAUUUAUUAAUAUUUAUAAUUUUAUAAAAAUUCUUACUAUGGAAAAGAAUAUAGAAUAAUUGAUUCUUCAGGAUGAAAGUGAUGAGAUAUAUGAAAUAAACGUUUCUCAAAAAACUGCUGAGAAGGCAAGAAAAGAUAUAAGAUUUGCUACGCAGCUAUUUAAUGAACAUAAAAAGUCAGUGGCAAAUCAGUCUUUGAAUACAUUAAGUACUACUUUUGUUAAUGAUUUAUCAAGUAUGCAAUCUUCUGAAAGUGAAGAAUUGACUUCUCUUCAACUUUAUGAUGAACAGACAAAAAAGAAUUAUAAUUUAUUGGUGUCCGAGAGUAUUCGAAAUCAAGCACAAAAUGAUACGGCAUUGGCCACGAAAUUGUUAGAGCAGCACAAGUCUACUCUAAAGCAAGACAAUUUAUUAACUCAUAAUUAUAAAUCUGGAAAUGUAAAAUUAAUUAAUAAUUUAAUGGAUUCUUCAGUCAAUGAGUCACAUAAUUCCAGUGAUGACAUUGAUGAAAGUGAUGAAGAAAACAACUUUCAUUCAACGAAAAGUAAAAAACCUAUCCGCUGUAAGUGGUCUGAAAAACAAACUUUACUAUUGUUAAGUUCGUACAAACAAUUCGAUGAAUUACUUAUUACUGGAAAUAUAACACAUAAGAAGUUCUGGAGUAACAUUUGCAAAAGAAUGUUACUAGCUUUACAGGGUUAUACCUUUACAGUCCAGCAAUGCAUAAAUAAAAUGGAUUCGCUAAAAAAGAAAUAUAAAUAUGUCAUUGACCAUAAUGCCCAGAGUGGUAACGACAGAAAAACAUGUGAACAUUAUGAAUUAUUGGAUGAGUUAUUUCAUAACAAAGCGUGGGUAUCUCCAUUGUCUGUGGCAGGAUCAAAUAUUCCAUUAGGUCAAAUACAAGAUAAAGAAAAUAAUGAUAAACAUAAUUGUAAACGACAAAAGCUUCAAGUGGAAGAAAUGAAAUUAGAAUAUUUAAAACAAGCAAUGGAAGAUAAACGUUUACGUAGAGAAGCAACAGAGCAAUACCGACAGCAGAAACUUAAAGUUAUCAAUAAAUUAGUACAAUUAUUAGAAUCAAAAAAAGAUACUGUUUGGGAUUCGACGUUAACAUAAUGUUUUCCGAUAAACAAAAAUAUUUGUCUCUAGUCGUGAAAUUGUUAUCGGGAAUUCGUCAUCUCAUCUCGCCGAGCCGGAGCGUGGACCCGUGGAUUUCACACGUCCACGCCGUGAUCGCGUGAGGUACCGGGCCGAUCAGCUGCUUGCUCUUUCCCGAUCUUCACCUCCUAACAACGAAUAUCGGGGGAGAGUAAGGCGCGUUACCGAAUUUCGGCGCGAAGUUGAGUCAGUCUUGUGUCUGCUCUUGAUCGCCAAGCCUCUCUCAAUUCUCUAACGUUCAUUACUCGGGGUAUCCCUCGACUAGAUUAUCAAUUUCGAAUCUCAUUCACGUUUGAGUUAAGAUCUUUCUAUUAUAUUGUGAAAGUGUCGCGAAAUCGCGAGUGCGCGGCGUGCGUUGUGACGUCGCGGGAAGCAACGGUGAUCUCGUGUUCGCGAUCGAACGUCUGCCUCGCGAUUAGUUUUUCGGUCUCGUUCGCGCUCAAGAUCUCCGUCCCGUUGGGGUGUCCUGACAAGCGCCCGGCAAGAUAUCCGCCGCGCAAUUAAAGGCAGAAAGGACAACCGUUCGACCCGAAGAUUUCCGAUCGUUCAUAAUUGACUCGUCGUUCCCGCACGCUCGCGUCUUCCGCGAUUCGCGCAAAUUGUAUGGUUAAUUAUUUAAGAAAUAAAUGGUGCUUCUGACUGUGAAAACCAAUCCUGCCUGUUUUUCAUUCGUGUUUGUGGAACCUCCAGCGAGUCCGCGGAUUCGCGCAACACGUCCUCCGCGCUCAAUUCUGAGCGGUUCCGGCCUCUAGCGCAUCCGGUUGCCGUCGGCAAACGAUUUCGCGCGCACAGAUACAAAUAAUUAGUUUAAGAUGGUUAAGGUUAAGGUUAUACAAAUUAAAAUUAACAAAAUAAUUAGUUAUUUUAAAUGUUUUUUUAAAGACUGAAUUUUUUUUUAAAGUACAGUAUUAUUAAAUAUAAAAAAGCUUAUUGUAUCGCAUAUUACUUCAAAGUGACUAUUUUAUUAAUUUGUGAUCUUAGGUAGUCACUUCAAAGUGACUAUUUUACUAAUUUGUGAUUUUAGGUUGUACGAAAAAAAACUUUAUUAUUAUGCGAUUAAAGUUGUAACCGUGAAUCGUGCUUGUAAAUUAUUAGCGCGGAUAGCCGCGGGAUUCAGGGUCCGGGCGGUGGACUUAGUGAAUAAAGAGACGAGUAUGACGUUCGGUUAACUAUGAUUUAUUAUAACGAUAAUACCCUACGUUAUUACAAUAUAUGCCCUAUUCUAAUAUUUACAGGUUCCCUACUCCAACAACUUAUAACUAAUAUGUACAGGUAGCGCGAAUGUCGUGAUGUGCGAGCGCGUACGGUGCUCCGAUUGGCCGUGGUGACGGUCGGUGUUUUAUUGGCGGUCGCGGGCGGUCUUGCAGAUCGCGGCGUUCGUGGCGGAAUCGUUCUGCCGUGCGGCGUCUGUGUCGGCGGCGACGGUGCCGGGAUUGGCCCCUUGCGUCGGUCGCGCCGGCGUCGUGCGGAGUGUCGCUAUGUCGAUCGGCCCGGCCCCGUGAUUGGCUACGGCGGUGCGCGGCUGCGCGGUACUCGCGGUGCGGUAGACGGCGGAGCGCGUGCUUCGGCGGAGUCAGCUGUUUGUCGACAUCAGCUGUUCGCGCGGUCGGUGAUCAUCUCGCGAGGAUGAUCUUCGCGGUGCCGGUUAUCCCCUCACUCCGGGGUCCCCGGCGGUGGUGCGGAACCACUCACCUCGUGGUCGGGACGAGGAUCGUGUCGGUGUGUCGCCGCUCACUCCGCGACUCGGGAGGCACUCACUUCGUGCCGGUGGGAUUUUAGGUUAGGUUCGCACUCAAUCCGUGCUCCGGGAGGCCAGGCUCACUUCACCUGGAGGAAACGAUCAGCUUAGUCCGCUGAUCGGGAAGAUCUGCCUUUUCUCGAUCGGUGGAGGGUUUUUAUACCCUCCACAGGAUGACGAAAGGGGCAGGAGAGUAAGGAGCGGGGUGCCUACGCGAGGUAGAGGGUAACGGCCUCGUAUGUUUUUACCGGCUUAUCCCGGUCGCGGAUAACGGCUCGUUACACCUCCC
Monomorium pharaonis (pharaoh ant) is the source of this 6730-nucleotide messenger RNA. RefSeq lists its product as uncharacterized. The coding region runs from base 3783 to 4661 and encodes 292 amino acids. The transcript is spliced from 6 exons. Lineage: Eukaryota; Metazoa; Arthropoda; Insecta; Hymenoptera; Formicidae. The record is from RefSeq and is a predicted model, not a curated record.